CUCCCCCCCCCGCCGUGAACUCGACCGCGCGUUUUUCCUUUGCGUAAAAAGACUGAGGACGAUUGAUUGAAGUUUGAACUUUGAAGUAAAUUUAAAGUUAUUUUGAAAAAUUUUACUUUUAAAAAAGUACUUCUUUAUUGUUCUUUUCAAUCUUAUGUUUACUGGUUUACUAUUUGCUGCUAAUGUGCAAAGAAUUUCAAUGUUUGAUGAUGCUGCGUUUGCGUUUAAUCCAUCGAAAGAUUUUAUGCGAAAAGAUCUUGACCCGUGCUUGCUGUAUUGAGUAUUUGUACACUUGCAUUCAUCAGCACAAACCAGGACACGAUAAGAAAGUUCAUCAUAUUGAAUCUCCUGCACAACUGUCUGCUCUGAAAUACGUCCAUGAUGUACAUCCUGCCAUCAAGGUCCCACGGUUACUACGAAAAGCCAAAGACAAGGAGCAGAUAGCACGAUAUUGUUUGGUGAAGAGACUUUGUUUUGAGGGAAACUUUGAACAAGCUAUCGCAAAUGUGGAAUAUUGGCUCCAGUAUGAGGAUGUCACACCAAGCAUUAUUUUGAUACUAAAUGGCUUGUUGUACUCGCUAUUUGAACGGGGAAAUUUGAAAGAUAUAGUCAGUUUGAAUGAAACCAUAGAUAAGCUUGAUGUUGCUGGGGAUAGAGCCACAUAUACCGUACUUAUUGAUAGUUAUGGUAAAAUGAACGACUUUGAAAAAGUUGAAAAACUCUUGGCACUUGUAAGCGACCAUGAUAUAGUGCCUCAUUACAGGUCAUUUAUUGUAGCUGCAGAUUUGGCACUUGGUAAAAUGCUGUUUUCAAAAGCUGUUGAAUAUUUCCUAAAGAUCGAGGGCACCCAUAAAGAAAAUCAUGAUCACUUUUGUGCAGCAUUUCUUUCAAAACUCAUUGCAAACAAGCAAGUUGAUGCCAUUGAAAGUGUUUUUCAAGAUUUCAAGACACAAAGAACAGCAAUUGGUGAACAGACAAUGUUAGUUAUUGAGAAAUAUUUUCACAGUGGAUUAUUACCUGGGAACAACUGGAAGAUAAGCACAACAUCUGUCUCAGCCAGUGGAAUUUGUCAAAAUUGCCAAAGGGAAUUGGAAAGGCGAGCAUUUGGAAAACCGGAAGAAGAUCUGAGUGAAUACUUCAAGCAAUUGAUAAACAAUGAACUGAAAACUGAUAGUUCAGAAGAAAAUGCAAGUGAAAGGGCAAUAUCAAGCAAAGAUAGGCUACAAGGAUUGUUCAGAUUAUUGGAGCAGAAAGGAGAGUUCAAUGUUGUUGUUGAUGGACUAAAUGUUGCAAUGCAUCCAAAGCAUGGUCUUGACUUUGAACCGCUGCUUAGAUUGGUGGAAAAUUAUACGUCCCAAGGCCAGAAAGUGCUGGUAAUUGCAGCAAACGAAUUGAUUAAUCCAAAAAGAUCUAAAACAGUUUCGAGAAGAGAACAUCAAAAAGCAUUGGCAUAUCUUAGAAGCAUCUCAUCAGUUCACUUUGUCAAACAUAAUAAAAGCGGUAUCGAUGAUCUUUUUCUCAUCAUUGCUACGCUUCAGUUGUGUCGUAAGGAUUGUACGGUGAAGCUGGUUAGUAACGACCAAUUUCUGGAUCAUUUUGUCAACAUGAAACCACAAACAUCAUCUUAUUUCAAGCGCUGGCUUUCCGAUCAUCAGGUCACUGUUCAUUGGUAUGAUCGCAACAAAAUGAAAUUGCUUUCUGAGUCAGUAAGUGAAUUUGCAAGGACAAUACAAAGAACUGAAUGUUCCUGGCAUUUUCCUUCCGUGGACGAAACAAAUUGGAUGUGUGUCGAAAAAAUUUAACGUCAAAAGGACUGGAACCUUGCUGAAGUUGGAUUUUUUCCACUGGAGCAGUAGUUAGUGAUAAGCAGUCUACCGCCUGGCUUCAACCAAUUCUACGAGAGAUUUCAACAAAACGAAAUGAAUUGAAGAUCCAAGAUUUGAAAGCAUGAACACCUUUCACAUAGAUUGCCUGACCGUUACACUCGCAAGAGUCAAGAGAAAUCGUGGGGCGUUUGACAGAGAAAAGUUUUGAAUCUUUCAGACAAAUCAGUUGCAAACAAAGGGGUAAAAAAGAGGUUGGCUGAACCUUUAAUUUCCAAGCCAAUUUAGUUGGAAACUGCAUGAAGUUUGGUCAAUCCAGGGUUUUGUAAACCUCAGACUCAAUAUUGCUUUCUUUCGUUAGUAACUUACA
Molecule: messenger RNA, 2193 nt
Organism: Dendronephthya gigantea
Lineage: Eukaryota; Metazoa; Cnidaria; Anthozoa; Malacalcyonacea; Nephtheidae
Exons: 7
Coding region: 183-1802 (539 amino acids)
Biological process (GO): mitochondrial tRNA 5'-end processing; tRNA 5'-leader removal
Cellular component (GO): mitochondrial ribonuclease P complex
Molecular function (GO): ribonuclease P activity; protein binding
Source: RefSeq, a predicted model, not a curated record